AUGUCAUGGUAUGGAGCAAUAUAUUCAUAUACACGUAAAGUACGUAAGAGAAAACCUUUUUUUGGAUAUAUUUUACAUUUACUAUGUAAUAUGUUAUUAAUUAUGAAUCUUAGUUUAACUUUUUUCACAUAUCAUUGUAUAUUAAAUAUAACAUUAGAUGAUUUUUUAUUUAAUCUUGAAUGUGGUAUUGUUUAUCUUUUUAUUACAACAUUUGCAUUUGGAAUGACAAUAAUAAGUUUAGGUAGAGCAAUAUUUGAACCACCAGCUAAAGUUCCAAAUCUUUAUAUGAAAGGUGAACAAUAUUCACCAGAUGAUUCAAAUCCUCAACAGAUUGAGGAACAAAAAACAUUACUUGAGGAAUAUGCAACUAUAAGAAAAUUAAAAUUUGCUGAAGUUGAUCAAUGUGAAAGGUUGCGUUAUUGUUAUAUAUGUAAAUGCUUCAAACCAGAUCGUGCUAGGCAUUGUAGUAGUUGUGGCUUUUGUGUCCUUAAAUUUGAUCAUCAUUGUCCAUACAUUAAUACAUGUAUCAAUUUUUCAAAUUACAAAUAUUUUAUAAAUUAUAUUUUUUAUGGUUCAAUAUUUUGGUUAUUUUCUGUUAUUGGUGAAGUUUAUGGAAUAGUAAUUUAUUCAUUAAAUUAUCACUCACAUAUUCAUAGUUGGGAUACAAUAACACAAUUAGUUUUUGCAUUAUCAAUUCAAUUGAUGCCUGGUAAAAGAAUAUUACUUGAUUUGUUAACUUAUCAUUAUUCAUUAAUUAAGAUUAAUGAAACAACAUGUGAACAAUGUAAACCACCAAUAUUUAGGGGAGGAAAUAUUAAUGCUACUUAUAAUACAACUGUCAAAGAAAAUAUACGUUCUGCACUAGGUUGGGGUUUAUGGUUAUUUCCUGUAGAUACAGAAAUUUUAGAUGGUUUAAAUUUUCCAGUGUUUUAUUAUCCUGAAUCACAAGGACCAAAGAUGGUGGUAAGACUUGGUAAAGAUCCUGCUAUUAAUUAUGUCGAUUUUUAA
Messenger RNA from Strongyloides ratti, 1008 nucleotides. RefSeq names its product Zinc finger, DHHC-type, palmitoyltransferase domain-containing protein. The record is from RefSeq and is a predicted model, not a curated record. Gene Ontology annotation, cellular component: endoplasmic reticulum; Golgi apparatus. The coding region runs from base 1 to 1008 and encodes 335 amino acids. The transcript has 3 exons. NCBI's taxonomy places the organism in Eukaryota, Metazoa, Nematoda, Chromadorea, Rhabditida, Strongyloididae. Gene Ontology annotation, molecular function: protein-cysteine S-palmitoyltransferase activity. Gene Ontology annotation, biological process: peptidyl-L-cysteine S-palmitoylation; protein targeting to membrane.